Molecule: messenger RNA, 1698 nt
Organism: Tribolium madens (black flour beetle)
Lineage: Eukaryota; Metazoa; Arthropoda; Insecta; Coleoptera; Tenebrionidae
Gene: Cyp9f2
Product: cytochrome P450 9e2-like
Exons: 3
Coding region: 55-1575 (506 amino acids)
Molecular function (GO): monooxygenase activity; heme binding; iron ion binding
Source: RefSeq, a predicted model, not a curated record
CCCACUUGGGCAAUUAGUAUUAAUUAGUGAUUUAGUUUUGUGUGAUUUGUAACAAUGUUUUGGGCACUUAUCCUCGCUGCUGUUCUGCUGGUAACCUACUGGUUACUCAGCCGGCCUUACAAAUACUGGACCGAAAGGGGAGUCAAACAGGGAAAACCAGUUUUUAUUUUUGGAGAUUACUGGGGCCCUAUGCUCCGGAAACAAACCAAUGCCGAAGUGGUUGAUAUGUUAUACAAAAUUGACAAAGAUGCAAGAUAUUGCGGAAUUUACCAAUUUCUAACACCUGUACUCUUAAUAAGAGAUCCUGAACUUAUCAAAAAAAUUACAGUGAAAGAUUUUGAACAUUUUGUGGAUCACAGAAUUGUAAUUCCUGAAGAAUCUGAUCCUCUAUCAGGGCAAAAAUGGCGUGACAUGAGAUCAACCCUUAGUCCCGUUUUCACUAGCAGCAAACUCAAAUAUAUGUUUUCAUUGAUAUCCGAACGAGGAGAACAAUUUGCUCAAAACCUCUUGAAGGAAAAUAAAGAUGUUAUCACUCUUGACAUCAAGAAUUCAUUCACGAGAUAUACUAAUGACGUUAUGGCUAGUACCAUGUUUGGAAUCCAAUGUGACUCUCUUGAAGAACCCAAAAACGAAUUCUACUCAUUGGCUCAGAAAUCGCAAGAUUUUAGCGGUUUUUGGAAAAACGUUAAAUUGUUGGGGUAUUUCUUGUUUCCAGAAUUUUGCAAGUCUUUGGAAAUCAGUUUUUACUCCAAAGAAGUCAACAGUUUCUUCGAAAAACUGGUCACCGAAAACAUCGGAAGUCGCCAAAAACAUGGUAUCGUCCGCCCUGAUUUGAUCCACUUGUUAAUGGAAGCCAAAAACCAUGCCAAAAAAUCCACCGGUUACCAAGAAUCCAACAAAAUGAAAACCGAAAUCACCGACCAAGACAUCGCAACGCAAGCACUUAUUUUCUUCUUCGGAGGUUUUGACACCGUGGCCUCUCUCAUGUCCUUUAUGUCUUACGAAUUGGCCACGAAUCCCGACUGUCAGGAAAAACUCCGUCAAGAAGUUGAUGAAGUUAUGCAAAACUGCGAUGGAAAAGUCACAUACGAAGCCAUUGUCAACAUGAAAUACAUGGAUAUGGUCACUUCUGAAACUUUACGAAAGUGGCCUAAUGCCCCAGCUGUUGAUCGUGUCUGCACCAAACCUUACACAAUCGAACCCACGAGACCAGAUGAAAAACCCAUUCAUUUGAAGGAGAAUGACACUGUUCUUUUGCCCAUCUAUGCUCUACACAGGGAUCCUCAGUACUUCCCCGAUCCAGACCGCUUUGACCCUGAGCGUUUCAGUGAAGAAAACAAAGCUAAUAUCGAGCCAUACACCUACAUGCCGUUUGGUUCAGGACCUAGGAAUUGCAUCGGACAAAGAUUUGCCCUUAUUGAAACAAAACUUUUCUUCUUCUAUAUUUUGGCCAACUUCGAACUGAUUCCAGUUGAAAGAACACAAAUCCCGUUGAAACUUACUAAAAAUCCAUUCACCAUGACCGCCGAAAAAGGAUUCUGGUUGGGAUUCAAAAAGCGAGUCAAACAAAACUAAACUGUGAUCUACCUUUUUAUUUAUCUUUACAGUCUGAAUUAGACCGAUUUUGUUAAUAUAUUAGAUUGUUAAUGUCUGUAUACUAUAUGGAAUGUUUUAUAAUAAAAUAUUUUUGUGCUCAUA